This is a messenger RNA of Vigna angularis (adzuki bean), 1134 nucleotides long. Its product is annotated as receptor-like protein kinase FERONIA. Lineage: Eukaryota; Viridiplantae; Streptophyta; Magnoliopsida; Fabales; Fabaceae. Gene Ontology annotation, biological process: protein autophosphorylation. The coding region runs from base 1 to 1035 and encodes 344 amino acids. The transcript has 2 exons. Gene Ontology annotation, cellular component: plasma membrane; plasmodesma. The record is from RefSeq and is a predicted model, not a curated record. Gene Ontology annotation, molecular function: ATP binding; transmembrane receptor protein tyrosine kinase activity.
AUGUUUCUGAAAUGUUUUGGUGAGUCAAGUUCAUCCGGAAGACAAUAUCCAACAGUAAUAGAAGAGUUGUGUCGUCAUUUUUCUCUUGCUGAUAUUCAGAAAUCAACCAACAAUUUUGAUGAUAAAAGACUAAUUGGACGAGGAGCGUGGGUUAAAGUUUACGAAGGUUGUCUCCAGCAUAUUGAUGGUUCUGAUUACGCUGUCACAGUGAGGCGAUAUAAGGAGGACAGUGAAAUAUUCAAAAGAGAAGUAGAGUUACUGUGUCAGCUUCAUCACCCAAAUUGUGUGUCUAUUGUAGGAUUUUGCAACCACAAAAAAGAGAAGAUCACUGUGCACGAAUACAUGUCCAAUAGGUCUCUAAUUUCCUACCUGGGAGAUGAGGUUAGGGAAGCACUGCCAUGGAAAAAAAGGAUAGAGAUUUGCAUAGGAGCAGCGCGUGGACUACACUACCUUCAUGCCGGACUCAAGCGCACCAUCGUUCACCGCAACAUCAAUUCUGCCAGCAUUCUUUUGGAUGACAACAUGCACCCAAAAUUCUCAGGUUUCAGCCUUAGUUUAAUGGGAGCACAUUUCAAAGAAAAGUCAAAACCAAUACAAACGGAUCUUAUAGGUCGUCCAGGCCGCUUACCUCUGGAGUACGUAAGGGACGGUACUGUCACACAUAAAUGUGAUAUUUACUCAUUUGGUGUUGUUCUGCUUCAAGUUGUAAGGGGAACAAGAAUUUUUCCAAUACUAAAAGAACUUAUGGGGACGUCUGUUGAAGAGAAUAUUGAUCCGAAAAUCAAAGGAAAGAUUGCACCAGAGUGUUGGCUAGUGUUUAUAGACAUAGCCUUGAGAUGCAUAAAGGAUGAUCGGGACGAACGACCAGAAAUGGGUGAAGUGGAGGUGCAACUUGAGCUUGCUCUGUUGUUGCAGGAACAAGCAGAUAUCACAAACAUCAAUAAUUGUUAUACCUUAUCGUCCAAAACCAUUAUGGACCCAAAAUCAGAGCGGAAGUGGGGAUUUGAAGCUGUGCCUACUGAGCUUUUGAAGUAGUCAAGUUUAAUAAGAUAUAUCUAGCUUUGUUCUUGGCAGUUUGAUGAAUGUGAUUGUAUGUUGUAGUUGCUAUUACAUAAAGGAGAAUAUGUUUUUAUA